This is a messenger RNA of Penicillium subrubescens, 3699 nucleotides long. Its product is annotated as putative cell wall biogenesis protein Mhp1. The transcript has 3 exons. The coding region runs from base 1 to 3699 and encodes 1232 amino acids. The record is from RefSeq and is a predicted model, not a curated record. NCBI's taxonomy places the organism in Eukaryota, Fungi, Ascomycota, Eurotiomycetes, Eurotiales, Aspergillaceae.
AUGGAGGGCGUUCAGACUGUGGAUGUGAGCUGGCUUCAUCAUUCACAAAAAGAUCAUCUUUCGCGAACAAAGUCAGUUUCGUCGACCAUCAGCGACAAACCCUCCACAGAUAAGAGCUCGACGACUGCAACCUCCAACUCUCACCGAAGAUCUCGUUCGAAUAGUAGCCCAGCUGGCCCGCCUUCUUCGGACAAACCGCCACCCAAGCGAGAACCUCAGAAUGACGCUAUCAAAGUAGAGGAGAAAGGGCAGGCAAGCGAGAAGACCGCAGAGCCGCCGAAACAACCACCGCCUCAACAACAACAACCAUCGACUCCGUCCCCGGCCGUACAGAAGAGUAGCCCAAAGCCUGUCGGCGGGCGGCGAGGUUCAUGGAUAUCUAGUCUGAGUUCCAAAUUCUCCUCUGGGUCGACGCCGCCGUCGCAGUCUACUCUGAAGGGCAGCCCUGCGAGUCCCAAGGCCACAUCUCCCCUCGAUGCUCACAACCCCUUUGGCGCAGCCUAUUUCCCAAAGGAGAGCAGCUAUGAUGAGAAGAAGGAUGACUCCGCUAUAUCUACCUCGACUUCGCCUAAGGGACCCUCCUUCAUCCAUAAUGCGCUGCGCAAGUUCUCAUCCAACUCCGGAGGCCUCCCGAAGCUGCCUCCUAAUGGAGUGAUUUGCCCGCGACGGGUGAUGAACGUCGAUGAGGGUCGUGACCGCUGCAAGAUCACGGAAUUAAAUCCAGCCAAGCUGAACCGCGUGGCAUUCUGUGUCGACGUGGAGAUUGCUGGCGUUUCACAUCGGGAUUCUGAUGAGGAUGCGCCUCCAACAAACCAAUUGCGACAGCCUCUACCCGAAUCCAAUCGCCAAAAGUCAAAAAACGCCGAUGUGAAGGAGAAGAGCAAAGAGGAGACCGCGGCGCCGAAGAAACCUCAACCUGCUGUGACUGAAAAGGAAGCACCUCUCCCGCCGAUCCCUCAAGAGACCGGUUCCCCUGAUACACCGUCUACAAAACCUCCUACACCACCUGCAACUGAAGCGACUACCCCGAAAACUUCAACAGAUGUAAAGCCCAAUGGAGAAGCCAAGGACCCGACACGGAAGCAGGAGAAGAAGAAGCGCUCAGAGGAAGAAAGAAGAGAACGCAAGGAACGUAAGCGCAGGCAAGCCGUGGCAAAUGGGUCGAUUCCGCUACAGCUCGAUGCAGAGCAUGACGAGGAGGAAAACCGUGCCCCAGCAGCUGGGAUUUCUCGCUCGAAAACCCAGAGUCACCCUACCACAGACCCCGUGCGUAUUUAUCGCCGCUGCUGUCAACUACGUGAAACGCCAGUCCUCAAGAGGAUUGUUGAUGAGAUCUCCUCGCCUUCCUCAACGCUGGCCGAAUCUCCUGGCACUGUCGCAGCUUUGGACCUGAGUAACUUCCCGAUGACUGCGCAAGAUAUCGCAACCUUCAGCGACUGGCUCGCAGUUGUGCCUGUGCGCAAGCUCAUUCUUGAGAAUUGUGCAUUAACCGAUGAUUCCGUGCGAGCCAUUCUUUCUGGGCUUCUUUCUACCAAGACAGUAGAGCAGAUGCGAUACCGGCGGAGACGGGCCCGGAAACCAGACUCACCCAUCGUCAAGGACGUCCGAUGGGGUGUUGUGGAAAAGCUCUCGCUUAAGAAUAACCCGAAGAUUGGGCGUGAAGGAUGGCGCCAUAUCAGUUUGUUCAUUCAUCUGUCUAAAUCCCUCAAGGCCAUUGAUCUGUCGGGGAUUCCUUUCCCCAAGCCCCGAGCAUCAUCUGAUAGCUCUACCGGCUCUGUAGGGCAGCCCCAAGCCUCUCCUGUUGAUGUUUGCACCAUAUUCGCGGACGCCUUGGGAGAACGCUUUGGUGGCGAGCAUCUUGAAGAAUUGCUGCUUAGUGAGUGCAUGCCUUCUAUGGAUCAAGUGAAGAAGAUCUGCGUUGCCGCCACCAAAAUGAGAUUGCGAAGACUGGGUCUUGCGAAUAAUGGUAUCACUCGGGAGGGCCUGGAACAUGUGAUCGAGUACCUCAAAGAUGGCAAUUGUGAAGGGCUGGACUUGGGUGGAAAUCUCAUCAAGGACGAUCUCGAUCUCAUCGUGGCUGCCAUUGAGCCCGAGCAGCCUCUUUUCGCACUCAGUCUUGCCGAUUGUUCACUGACACCAUCUGUGAUCUGUCCAUUGCUUCAAGCCCUUACGCGACUUCACAAUCUGCGCUUCAUGGACGUUUCUCACAACCCUGCGUUGUUUUCUUCACAGCCGAGUUCCCUUGGAGCAUUCCGACGAUUCCUGCCUAAGAUGCCAUCGCUCAAGCGCAUCCAUCUGGCAGAUGUUGACCUUUCGCCGGAUCAUGUCAUUGGUCUGGCCGAGGUUCUUCCAGAGUGUCCCAGCCUCUGUCAUCUCAAUAUUUUGGAGAACCCCCAGAUUGCUGCAGUGGCUUCUAGUACAGAUGCUGCUGCUCAAGAAGAGGCAUGUGCAGUCUAUGCUUCUAUGAUGGCUGCUGUCCGCGUUUCGAGAACGAUCAUUGCGGUGGAUAUCGAAAUUCCCACCGCAGAGAACAAUGAAGUUGUGAAGGCUCUGGCGUCUCAGAUUGUAGCAUACUCUCUUCGAAACCUCGAGGGUGGUGCAAUCGCAGAGGAACUGUCGGAAUCUAUCAUCUCCUCCCCUACUCGGGAUGUUCCUGUGCCUGAGAUCUUACAACAUAUCGUCGGCCAUGCAAACGGCCUCGAAGAGCCUUAUGAUGAAGAAGACGAUGCAGCUCCCGACGAGGACUACGUUAUCGGUGGUACAGGUGUCGUGAAGGCACUGGGUGUUUGUCUUGGCAACUUGAACCAAGACGGUGGCGAUGCGCUCGGAGACCAGUCAGCUCCUCCUAGCGGCACCACGACUCCCAGACGCCGCAAGUCUCGAGGCGUGGUUGCCAAGCGGCCUCGUGACAUGUCGAAGAACCUAUUGGAAUCGGCACGGAAUAUUCGAGCCCGGAUUCAGUCAGCUCUUAUUCGUGAGGACAGAGCUGGUAACGAUGCGAACUACAGACGUCUGCAAUUCUUGGACUUUACUCUCCACAGGAUGAUCCAACGCUUCGAAGACGAGUAUCCGGAGACUCGCAUCGUCCCUCAGCCGGCUCCUACAUCGGCUGCUCCCGACAACACUUCACAGCACUCCGGUGAGGAUGCAACCGGACCAAGCGUGGCCGGGAACUUGAAUGGCAGCGUCAUGGACAACGAGAACGCAAUUGACGACGAAGAAACCGACCAUUACGCCAUACAUCUCUCCCGCACCAGCUCCAUAACCUCCCUGCAUGCUCGUGCCAUGACAUCAGAGGAAGGCCACCUCCACCGACUCGGCCAGAAUCUCCGCCGUGACUUCCUUAAUCCACCACUCAGCCAAGGUGACCCUGACGAUGAUGCUGCCGCGCAUCUAGUGGCUCUACGGGAGAGACUGGAGCGUAUGCACGAGCAACAGUCCCAGUCACCCUUCGACAGUGCCGAAGCCGAAGAGGCCUUCGAGAAACUCGGUUCCACUGUUGACGAGCUUUGGGCCGCUCAACGCCAGGAUGUGGAGGGCUUCGAGCGAUUCAAGCAGUCCCAGAUUGCAGCGCAGAUCAACAGUGGUCUGCGUCUUGCCGCAUCCAUGCCUAGCGCCAGCAGCGGGGAGCCUUCCAAGAAAAGCCCCCUUGCAAACACUCAGCAAAGCUCUGAGAACAAAUCUCCCUCCCCUCCUUAA